AUGAUAAUUGAAGCGCAGUAGAAAAAAGCUUGUGAAAAAAUAAUUUGUGGCAGCGAAAAUAAAUAGCAGAGCAGUUAAAGCGUCCAAUUUCUGUGUGUAAUCCAACAAGAGUGUUCUACAGAUAUUACCAAAGCCAAAGAGGCCUAAAUAGAGUUUAGCUAAUACUUAAAUUAUCCGAAUAACAGUGACAAUAUGUCAGAAGAGGAGCUGGCGCCAAUUAACGAGCAGGACUUGAAGGACCUGAAGGAGCGAAUGAAACUAAUUGCUGACGCCGAUCCCAGUCAGUAUCAUAAUGAGUUCUCUUUGCGUCGCUAUUUGCGGGCAUUCAAGACGACAGACGCCGCUUUCCAAGCCAUACUCAAGACGAACAAGUGGCGUGAAACAUAUGGAGUGGCCAAGCUGAGUGAGAUGGAGUGCAGUCAUUUGAAGAACAAGGCGCGUGUGUUGCGGCAUCGUGACUGUAUUGGUCGUCCAGUGAUUUAUAUACCAUCCAAGAAUCAUUCCACGGCACGCGACAUUGAUGAGCUGACGCGAUUCAUUGUCCACAAUCUGGAGGAUGCUUGUAAGCGGUGCUUCGAGGAGGUCACCGAUCGUCUGUGCAUUGUUUUCGAUCUGGCCGAGUUCAGCACGUCCUGCAUGGACUAUCAGCUGGUGCAGAAUCUAAUCUGGCUGUUGGGCAAGCAUUAUCCGGAGCGUCUAGGUGUUUGCUUAAUCAUCAAUGCGCCUGGAAUCUUCUCUACCAUUUGGCCGGGAAUUCGCGUACUGCUAGACGAUAAUACCUCGAAGAAGGUAAAGUUUGUCAGCAAUGAGACGGAGCUAUGUCAAUACCUAAUACCGGAUAUACUACCAACGGAUAUGUAAUCUUCUACUUCACCGCUUUCCGCGUUCCAAUUAGUCAUAGACAUACACAUAUCUCCAUAUGAGGCACUUGUGACAUUAAGCGACGUGUACCUAUUAGAAACCAGUACCUAAGACGUUGUAUUUGUAUCUAUGCAGAAAGAUUUAACAUAGUUUGUACUCCACACACCCAACAUAAUAAUUGUCUACAAAUAAUGAAUGUCUUUAAUUUGUAGCAAAGUGAAACACACAGUUGAUUG
Molecule: messenger RNA, 1097 nt
Organism: Drosophila innubila
Lineage: Eukaryota; Metazoa; Arthropoda; Insecta; Diptera; Drosophilidae
Product: CRAL-TRIO domain-containing protein C3H8.02
Exons: 2
Coding region: 193-861 (222 amino acids)
Molecular function (GO): phosphatidylinositol transfer activity
Source: RefSeq, a predicted model, not a curated record